Messenger RNA from Drechmeria coniospora, 774 nucleotides. RefSeq names its product NAD-binding domain protein. The record is from RefSeq and is a predicted model, not a curated record. The coding region runs from base 1 to 774 and encodes 257 amino acids. The transcript has 3 exons. Lineage: Eukaryota; Fungi; Ascomycota; Sordariomycetes; Hypocreales; Ophiocordycipitaceae. Gene Ontology annotation, biological process: siroheme biosynthetic process. Gene Ontology annotation, molecular function: precorrin-2 dehydrogenase activity; protoporphyrin ferrochelatase activity.
AUGGCCAAGUCCUUUCCCGAGGUGCAGCCCGGGGGCAGCUUGAUCCUCGCAUGGCAAGUCAAGGACAAGAAGGUCCUCGUCGUCGGCGGCGGUGAAGUUGCCGCCGGCCGGGUUCUACACUGCCUCAACGCCGAUGCGAGAGUGACGGUCGUCUGUCCGGCUUCUGGCCUCAACGAUGAGGUUGCGCACCGAGUGUCGGAGCGGCAGGUGACGCACAUCGACCGGGUGUUUGAGCCGUCAGACCUCGACGGAGCAGACAUGGUGCUGGUCGCCGUCGACGACGCCGCGGCAUCGACAGCCAUCUGGAAGCUGUGCAAGGAGAGGAGGAUCCCGGCCAACAUCGCCGACGUGCCGGCGGAAUGCGACUUUUACUUUGGCAGCAUCCACCGCGACGGGCCGCUGCAGAUCAUGGUCAGCACCAACGGCAAGGGCCCGCGACUCGCGGCAACCAUUCGGCGUUUCAUCGCGGGCCAGCUGCCCAAGAACGCGGGGAACGCAAUCGAAUCCCUCGGCGAGCUGCGAACGAGACUGCGAAAGAUGGCGCCCAAGGCCGAGGAUGGUCCGAAGCGGAUGCGUUGGAUGUCCAAGGUCAGCGACUCGUACACGUGGGAGGACAUGUGCAGCUUCACGCCGGAAGACAUGGAGAACCUGCUGCUCUUCUAUCCCGCCAACAAGGUUCCGACGGUCGACAUUCUGAUGGCUUUGCGGGGAGGCACGGAGAUGAAGAAGCUCGACGUAUUCGACGGCUCCUUUGGAUUUUGCGUUGGGUCAUAG